This is a messenger RNA of Astrephomene gubernaculifera, 1610 nucleotides long. Lineage: Eukaryota; Viridiplantae; Chlorophyta; Chlorophyceae; Chlamydomonadales; Astrephomenaceae. The record is from the annotation of a GenBank genome assembly.
GUCGUGAUAGCGCAGAUUGCCGCGAAGCGCCGGGCGGCUCGGGUGGCGGGAACACUGGCGAGGAGCUGCCCUGGGGGGCAAUGGGCGCUGGUGACGGCAGGCUUCGCCCGUCGCGUCCUCAACGACGUGGCUGCCGUACUGAGAUCCGGCGAGUACGAAUCCCCCUACCUGGAGCCUCUGCCGUACGCCGACCCUCUGGCUGCGCUGAGCGCCAUGCUGGCAGACGUGCUGUGCUGGCCGGGGCUGUUGCAGCUGACGUCCCCGCCCCCACAUGCUCCGCUUCCUCCGCGGAAGAACCCAGCAGCUGCCGUACGGCAUGACGUUAACGGUGGUGGUGGCGGUGGUGGUGAGGCAGCUGCAAGGGCGGUAGCUGGCGAGGAAGAAGGCAGUGGAGCUGGAUAUGAUGAGAGGCGGCAGGGGGAGCAGCACGGGGGUACUCGGGAGGAGGAGGAGGAGGUUGAGGAAGAAGCAUGCGGCGCUAGCCCUGAGGCACGGGAGCGGCAUCGGGCGGAGGUGCUGGCCCUGUUGCAGGAGCUGGUGACCUGGCUAGACCUCGCAUGCAGCAGCAACUGUGAGGGCAGAGGCGGGGCCGCUGCUACUGCUGCUACGUCUGCUGCUGCUGCUGCUGCCGGUGGUGGUGGCGUGCUGCCCCCUCAGGACGCGGCGGUGGUGUCGCUGGGCUGCUUUGCGGCGCUGGUGGUGGCGGAACCCUCCGCAGCGGCGGCCCUGGAGCGGGUUACCAACAUCAGGUGGUACCUGCACAACUUGACUGGCACAACCCUGCCGGAGGAGGAAGUGGAGGGUGGAGUGGGAGAGGGGCCCGAUGCGGAGCCCGCAUCGUCGCCAUCCCCCGCACCAAAGCGGCGGGCAGCUGCCGACAGCAGCACCGCGCAGCACACCUCGUCUUCCAAGCAGCGGUCCUCACCCAAGCAGCAGCAGCAGCAGCGCCGCCGACAACAGGGGUCACCGCAGUCGGUCAUGGAGCCCCAGCAGCAGCAGCCCCAGCCUCAGCCCCAGCAGCAGGAAGCCCCGCAGCCCCCGCAGCAGCACUCGGACUUGCUGCUGGACCUGGCGAGGGCUGUGCUGGGGGCCAUGGAGCGACGUACGACAGCUGCCUGAGGAGGAGGAAUCCAACGCAUGUGAAGCCGCAAGCGGAACGCAGGGGCGUUAAACCCCGUGAGGGGGGAUGCAUUGCCUUGACAUGUGCCAAGUGGCGUCCAAGGUGUAGUAUCAGCCGCCGUUUAGGCUGCGGGAUGCGGGGUGCAACUUGUACGUGGGAAUCUGUGAACGUGGGUACCGAUAGUAACUCCUGGGCUCCUGCACGGGCCAACUUGGUUGUAGGAGAGACGGAGUCAUAGGAACGAACAGAUCACCUGUAAGUGCUACGUUUAGGAAUUGCAGGAUUUCUUCAUGAAUGAUAGGCUUAGAAGGUCGGAAGCGUGUGCAACGUGCGGUUGUUUCCUAUCCUGGCACUGACAACUUUAGUAAGCUAUGACAAAUGCCACGGGCACUUGUAAACGGAUUGUUAAAACUUAGCCCUUGGCCCGUUAUUCUUUUCUUAGGUAACUUGAGGUGCAUUGUUCAGCUGUAUUGUACAGCAACGACACGGG